This is a messenger RNA of Tetrahymena thermophila SB210, 468 nucleotides long. Its product is annotated as transmembrane protein, putative. Lineage: Eukaryota; Ciliophora; Oligohymenophorea; Hymenostomatida; Tetrahymenidae. The record is from RefSeq and is a predicted model, not a curated record. The transcript has a single exon.
AUGAAUAAAGGAUUAUUGUUAGUUUCUAUAUUUACUCUAAUAAGCUUAACAACUUUUUUAAUUUUCCAAAAGAAGUCUGCGAAAGAUUUAUUAAACAUUUCUCCAAUAACCUUUGAAUAAUUUGUUCUUUGUUUUAGCAAGGUUCCAUAAAUUACUGAAAUUUAAUGUGCUACUUCAGAAGGAUUCAUGUUAACGUCAAAUGAAUUUACUGAUUACAUAACGCCUUUGAACUCAAAACCUCCUUAAGCUUGUAUUGAUUUAGAUAACUUGUAAAAAUAAUCUACAACACAAUUCUACAUCAAUUAAGAUAACUUAUUCUUCUCUUGCUAUGCUAAUGAAACAGCAAGAAGAAUAGCUAAUAAUAAUGAAUGUUUCUUCAAAAACUUUUAUGCCCCAAUAUACCUCAUAUGCAGUGGUUUAGAUAUUUAUGCCUAUCCCCCUUAUACUAAAUUUGAUAUUAAAAAUUGA